This is a messenger RNA of Exserohilum turcica Et28A, 2538 nucleotides long. RefSeq lists its product as uncharacterized. NCBI's taxonomy places the organism in Eukaryota, Fungi, Ascomycota, Dothideomycetes, Pleosporales, Pleosporaceae. The record is from RefSeq and is a predicted model, not a curated record. The transcript has a single exon. Bases 1 to 2538 code for a protein of 845 amino acids.
AUGUGGCUGUUUGGGCGCAGACGCCGCAAAGCCGCUAAACUAAGAGACGGUGGAGCCGCUGCCGUUACAGACACAAAGUCGCCUGUCGCAGGCCUCCAGACCAGCCCGCCGCCGAACAACCAUGCCCCCCGACGAGGCCCUAGUCUCCGCCAGCGCCGCAGAAGGGGCAGUUCGCGCUCCACGGCGCCCUCGAUUGCGCACGCUCAAAAGACACUGCCCGACCCCUCCCCGUUCGCCCCCGACCUCUCGAGUGCUGAAGACAUCACUGCUCUCCCCAACCAGCGCCGCCUGCAACACAGCCCGCACCUGCGUCCCGUAACCCAGGACCACACGGCCAUCCCCUACAACUUCUGCGCCCACCCCAACCCCAACCCCAGUCCCCCCGGCAAACUCCACCGACCCCAGUCCAUGCGCAGGGAUCCCGCAACCGACUCGUCGCUCCUCGCCCUCCGCCGCAAGUCAACCAAGAGGCGCAGAGAACAUGACCACAUCCGCGAAGAGGAAAUCCGUGCCAUGUCUCUCCCCAUGCCCCAGAAACGCCCCGCCGCCAACUCGAGCGCCAUGCUCCGCAGAGACAGCAAGAAGGUCAAGGGCGCAAUGAACCACCGCUUCGAGCGCCCCACGUCCAAUGUCUCGCUGCCACUUGCAGACUCGAUCCAUUCCUCCAUGUCGGGCGGCUCCGAAAUCCGCGCCUUUUGCGUGAGCGCCCUCGACAUGCUGUCGCCCCGCCCGACCAUCCGUGUGUCGGUCGGCUCGCACUACCCUCCCGGCGACCGUCUGUCGCCCAACGCCCACAGCGAAAAGUCGACCCGCCGCGGACGCCGACCCAUCAGCAGCGAAGACGACAAGGCGAGCAAGCGAACAAGCCGAAUCGACGAUCUUGCCGACGACCUCGACGCCGGCGAGCUCCGCGACAUCCUCGAGCGAGACAAGCGGCGGAGGGAGAAGAAGGCCAGAGCCGACCAAGAACGCCUACGCCGCAGGCUGGAACGGCGUGCAGACAAGCAGAACGCCGCCGAGGUCCGGGGCACGCCGGCCGCUCCCCGCAAGCAUGGAACAGGCGCGGUUGGCCUGGGAAUUGAACGAGACGCUCCUGCGCCCAUGGACGACGUCCGGCCAUCGACACCAAGCCACCCGCAGCGAUUGAAGAUAGCCGUCACGCCCCAGGCACAGCAGAACACCCAGCUGCCCACACCCGUCGACAGCCCUGCCGAAGAGCCCGUCGUGUCGGAUGCGCGGGCUAUCCGCUUCUCCCAAGUUCACAACCGCGGAAUUUCCGACGCCUCGAUUGUGCCCGAGCUCCUGUCCGAGAAGAUUGCCCACGACCCGCCCGUCGAGUUUGAGCACAUGCCAGACCCUGGCAGAAGUGGAUCCCUGCACCCCGUUGACACGGUUGACACUGCCGCGACCUCGAAACAAGGUUCUUCUACACGCAGACUCAGUUUCGAGGGCAAGCGCCUGGGCGUGUUUGCCUCGCUCUUCCGAAGAAAGCGCGGCUCACAAGACCAGGUACGGGCCUCGCCUUCAGAAGCCUCGUUUUCCAACACAUCGCGCGAGUCCAUGUCUCGCCAGCCCCUUCCUUCUCAUCUUGUCGCCCCGGCGUCUGCUACACAACCGAUACAGAUUAAGCGGCCCGCAGGCGUACCCCAACGAACACGAUCCAAGUUCAGGGAAGAUCUCCCGGAAUUCCCCCUGUCGCCUCCCGAUUCACGCGUGCAAUCUCCAGAAGGGGCCGCAAACAGUGUCCAUGCUGCUCGCCUAAGCGGUCAGCACCCGUCAGACAUUCGUGCGGGGCUACUGUCUGGAGACCGAUCCGACUCCCCCGUCAGCCCAACGCUGGCCGGCCACGCCAUGUCGCAAUCACUUGCAUCGGUCGACUCUGAAGCAUCGUGGCUCUCUGGAAGACCACUGAAGCGAGCAUCCAACCGAUCUCAAAUGCGGACCAGCCGCACGUCUUCGGCGAUGCUGCGCCACGAAGAGUUCAAUCCCUCGUACGAGGAGCUAGGCAUGACCGACGACGAGUAUUUCAAGAGGCUGACGCACGCACCGGCUCACCACCGCGGUCGGUCCCCCUACGUGAGCGAAGACCAGGGCCGGCGGGCUAGUAGCCUGCUCAUGGCGCUUGAUACGGCAGUCGAGUCUGACGAGGAAGCUGAGCCGAUUGCUUCACCCCAGCUGCCUGAUGAAGGGGGACAGCAGCGUGUCCAGAGCAGCGUUGGCCGACAACCCACCAUCGUCUACCGUCGACCGCGCAUCAAGUCUACCGAAGGCCUCCUCAGCGUCUUCACCGACGACACGGAGAAUCGAUAUUCCCGGGCGGCCGAGUUGGUGGUGGAGUCGCCCAACGAUGAGUCGCCCGUGUCGCCGGUAUCGCCAACAUCAGACUCGGAGCCCAUGCUAGUACAACGUGCAAAGAGCGUCGAUCUCGGCAAGGGCCACGUCCGGCACCUCAGCGCUGGCUCGGCGAGGCUCCUGGACAUCCACAAGCGGUCGAGCAUACCCCUGCUCGACAGCUCCUACAGGAAGACGGCUGAGUAA